Molecule: messenger RNA, 4092 nt
Organism: Pelobates fuscus (common spadefoot toad)
Lineage: Eukaryota; Metazoa; Chordata; Amphibia; Anura; Pelobatidae
Gene: DIAPH3
Product: diaphanous related formin 3
Exons: 29
Coding region: 195-3671 (1158 amino acids)
Biological process (GO): actin cytoskeleton organization; actin filament polymerization
Cellular component (GO): actin filament
Molecular function (GO): small GTPase binding; actin binding
Source: RefSeq, a predicted model, not a curated record
UCAGGCGGUGGCUUGCAGGCUUUGCACGGUGUCCAUGCAAUCUGUCUGAGCCGCGGAUAUCCCAGCCUGGCUGUCAGUGAAUGAGAUAAGUGGAUCAGCGCGGCCCUCCCCCAGGACUAGUAAUCCGCUGUCAGUGUGCCGCCCGGGCUCAGCACGGCUCCCUGUACCGGCUGGGCUCUCACUGACUGUCCACCAUGUACCGCAAGCAGCGGGGAGCUCCCCCAGGGAGCUCUGCCCACUCUGACACCCUGGGACACACAGGGGAGGACGGAGACAGGAAAAUCAACAAGUUUCAAAUAAACAAACUAAGAAACUUGACUGAUGAUGUGUUGGAUAGAUUUUCCAGCAUCCGGAUACCUGGAAGCAAAAAGGAAAGACCACAUCUGAAUUACAUGAAGUCUUCCAGCACUUGCAGUGAAUGGGCUGCUUCAUCAGAAGGUGACGAAUUUCCUCAAAAACAGUUGUCUGAUAAGGAUGUUCUGUCUCUAUUUGAGAAGAUGAUGGAGGAUAUGAAUUUAAAUGAAGACCGUAAAGCACCUUUGAGAGAAAAAGACUUUGCUACUAAGAAAGAAAUGGUCAUGCAGUAUAUUAGCACAGCUUCAAAAGCAGGAAGUCUUCGGAGCAGCAGACAGAUUUCACCACAGGAAUUUAUUCAUGAACUCAAAUCUGGGGCUACAGAUGAAAGACUUGUCUCCUAUUUAGAUUCCCUCCGGGUUUCUCUGACCAGCAAUCCUGUCAGUUGGGUGGAAAGCUUUGGAUAUGAUGGGCUGGGUUUGUUGCUUGAUAUUCUGGAACGUAUGGUGGAUAGAAAAAGCCAUGAAAAAAUAGAAAAACGGAUACAGCACAAAGUCGUACAAUGCCUGAAAGCAUUCAUGAACAACAAGUAUGGCUUAGAGAGAAUUAUGGGAGAAGAAAGGAGUCUUUCUUUGUUGGCUAAAGCCAUGGAUCCUAAGCAGGCAAAUAUGAUGACCGACGUGGUUAAAUUGUUGUCUGCAAUAUGCAUUGUUGGAGAAGAAAACAUUCUUGAAAAGGUAUUGGAAGCCAUAACUACAGCUGCAGAAGAAAGGAGAAUUAUCAGAUUCAGCCCAAUUGUGGAAGGUCUUAAUCAUAAUUUAGUCCAACUACAGGUCGCUUGUAUGCAGCUUAUCAAUGCUCUUGUAACAUCGCCUGAUGAUCUGGACUUGAGGCUUCACAUCAGAAAUGAAUUUAUGCGCUGUGGAUUGAAGGAGAUAUUGCCACAAAUGAAGCUCAUAAAAAAUGAUGCUUUGGACAUCCAGCUAAGAGUAUUUGACGAACACAAGGAAGAAGACAUGAUAGAGUUUUCCCACCGUCUUGAUGAUGUCCGAUCCGAAAUGGAUGAUGCUAGUGAUGUUUUCAAUUUGGUGUGGAAUUCAGUUAAGGACACAAGCGCCGGUGGUUACUUCCUUUCACUUCUUCAACAUCUCUUAAUAAUCAGAAAUGAUUAUUUUGCAAGGCCGCAAUAUUUCAAAAUAAUUGAAGAGUGUGUGUCUCAAAUUGUUCUGCAUCGAAGCGGUGUUGAUCCUGAUUUUACCUAUAGGAAAAGAUUAGACAUUGAUUUUAGUUACAUACUUGAUGUCUGUAUUGACAAAGCUAAAUCUGAAGAAUUUGAAGAGCAAUAUUUAGAAAUUAGCAAAAAAUAUGAAGAAGAAUUUACACUUCGCCAGGAGAUCCAGUCACAACUGCAGAAAAAUGAAGACAAAAUCAAUGAACUUCAAGCAGAAUUACAGGCUUUUAAAUCCCAGUAUGGAACAGCACUGCUUGGACCUGAAGUUGUAAGACAAGGACACGGUGCUUCUGGUGAAUCUGCAAUAUCUACAGGAAUACCAACUCCACCAUCAUGUGGAAUUGCUCCUCCCCCACCACCCCCUCCUCCUCCCCCUCCUCCUCCGCCACCGCCGCCUCCUCCAUUGGGUGCACCUCCACUUCCUGGGUUUGGUGGCCCACGUUCUCCUCCUAUUCAUGCACUUCCUUUUGGCUUAAAACCUAAAAGAGAAUUCAAGCCAGAUGUUGGAAUGAAGAGACUUAACUGGUCAAAGAUUAGACCUAAUGAUAUGACAGAAAACUGUUUCUGGAUAAUUGCGAAAGAAGAUAGAUAUGAAGAUACAGAUUUAUUCUUUCAACUUGAAAAUGUAUUCUCGUGUCAAAGAAAAGUAAAGAAAGAUGAAGAGCUUGAAGAUAACAUUUGUACUAAGAAACGCAUAAAGGAACUCAAGGUGUUGGAACCUAAAAUUGCCCAAAAUCUGUCUAUUUUCUUGGGUUCAUAUCGAUUGCCUUACGAUGAAAUAAAAAGAAUUAUAUUGGAAAUUGAUGAAACACAGCUAUCAGAAUCCAUGGUUCAGCAUUUAAUAAAACAUAUGCCAGAACAAACACAGCUGAAUGCUUUGGCAAAACUCAAAGUGGAUUAUGUGAGUCUUUGUGAACCAGAACAGUUUGGUGUUGUGAUGAGCAGCGUGAAGAAGCUGAUUCCACGUCUCAACUCAAUUCUAUUUCGACUUCAAUUUGAGGAGCAAGUAAACAACAUCAAACCAGAUAUUAUGGCUGUCAGUGAAGCAUGUGAAGAGAUAAAGAAAAGCAAACGCUUUAGUAAAUUGUUAGAGAUUGUAUUGCUCAUAGGAAACUACAUGAAUGCUGGCUCUCGGAAUGCACAAACCUUUGGCUUUGACCUAAGCUCUCUUUGCAAACUGAAAGACACCAAGUCUGCAGAUCAAAAAACCACACUAAUCCAUUUCUUGGCAGAAGUAUGUGAAAAGAAAUUUCCUGAUGUCCCGAAUUUUGUUGAAGACCUACAAACUGUAGACAAAGCAAGUAAAGUGUCUGCAGAGAAUCUUGAGAAGACAAUGAAGCAAAUGGAUCGGCAGCUCCAACAGCUUGAAAAAGAUUUGGAGACCUUUGCCCUCUCUCAAGAUGAACAUGACAAGUUUGUGACAAAGAUGAGUGGUUUUGCAUCCUGCGCAAAAGAACAAUUUAGGAAAAUUUCUCGAAUGUUUGAGAAUAUGGAGAAACUGUACCAGAAUAUUUUGGAGUACUAUGCACUUGAUCCAAAGAAGGUUACUGUGGAAGAUUUUUUCACGGAUUUGAAUAACUUCAGGACAUUGUUCAUGCAAGCUACUAAAGAGAAUAUCAGAAGGAAAGAAACUGAAGAAAAGCAGAAGCGUGUCAGGAUGGCCAAAGAAGCGUCCGAGAAGGAGAAAUUGGAAAGACAGCAGAAGAAGAAACAUUUGCUAGAAAAGAACAGGGAGGGUGAGGAGACUGGCGUGAUGGAUAGCCUGCUAGAGGCCUUGCAGUCUGGAGCUGCUUUCAGAGACAGGAGAAAAAGAACACCGAGACCUAAAGACAAGCAGGAAAAUCUGAGUCCAACUUCUGAAAGGCCUAUUCUAAAGGCUUGUAACCAUGAAAACCUGAAACCUCAGUUUGAAAGGUCACGGUCCCGACCAAAUAUCCACUCAAACCAAUCAAGGGUUCCAGUUGCUAAGGAACUCAUUUAUGAGUCAGAAGCACAUUCCUCCAUAACAAGAAGCAAGGCUGCUGGUAAAAAAGAAACUUUUGCUCCAGAAUCCAACCGAGAUAAAGGAAAAGGUCAUGGCCCAGCUCAAAAAACAGAGUCUAUUCCUGAAGUUGAGGCUCUCCUUGCAAGGCUGCGCGCCCUGUGAUAGUGUCUAAUUGCUCAGUCAUUUUCUCCAACAAUAGAUAGCAUGUCAAGUGGAAACUCAAAAUCUUUUUACCAAACAACUUUAGAUUUCGUGAGACUCCAUUGCCUCCAAACUGUAUUUAUGCAUACGAUAUGAAUUAGACAUUAUCAGACUGUAACCUUAUUCUUACAUAAUAUUUUGUAUUGGAAAUGUUCAAUGAAAUCGUGACCACCUUGCUUUGUUCCACCACAUAUGCAUAUGCACCAGCUCUCAAGUUUCAUAUGCAUUCUUAAGGCAUCAGCUAUUCUUUGACAGUACCACAUUUUCCAACAAUGAUCAAGGAAGAUGUAUGCCAAAAGCAUUGUAUUAAAGGCGUCCUUGUUAGCAGAGCAUUUUGGUAAAAGAAAGUUUAUAAUAAUAAUUAGAAUGUAUUUUAGAAAAA